Messenger RNA from Passer domesticus (house sparrow), 5350 nucleotides. It is a transcript of the gene ADGRG4, whose product is annotated as adhesion G protein-coupled receptor G4. The transcript has 24 exons. Gene Ontology annotation, cellular component: plasma membrane. Bases 145 to 2925 code for a protein of 926 amino acids. Lineage: Eukaryota; Metazoa; Chordata; Aves; Passeriformes; Passeridae. The record is from RefSeq and is a predicted model, not a curated record. Gene Ontology annotation, biological process: adenylate cyclase-activating G protein-coupled receptor signaling pathway; cell surface receptor signaling pathway. Gene Ontology annotation, molecular function: G protein-coupled receptor activity.
UGCAGCUGUUUGGUUCCUCUGACCUGAAUUCAAAGGGAGUAAAGGGCUUGAUAUAGGGGAAAACUCUUCAGGGAAAUGACAACACUUUCUUUUUUGCUACAGCUACUUGGGACAAAAGUGCGGGAAGCUGAACACGCCUAGGAAAUGAAGAGCUUCCUGUGUUGGCCUGAACAGCACUCUGCUGAUAAGGUCCUUUGCAUCUUGGUGGCUGCUGCUUGUCUUUUUCUCCUGACAGCAGCCUUCAGUCAAGCAUCCUCAACAAGGGCCCUCAUGCUGUCCCCAGUACCUCCAGCUGGUACCAAUGGUACCAUGCCACUUGGAUUCUUUAACGUUCACACGAACUUCUCUCUUCUCUACAAAGUGGAGAGGGCACCUGAUUGCUAUGAUGCAAGGAGGCUUCUUGAACACUGGUUUAAUAUCAUAUUUACGGGAGAAGGAUUUGUUGUGACAAAUUUUAAAGUCAGGGAUACUUAUCCACACCACGGUGCCUAUAAGAAGAUUCACGGGAAGGUAAAGCAAAUAUCACAAAGCUACGUCUGUAAGGCCACUGUAAAGGUCCCAUCCCUGGAAAUACAAGAAGUCCUGAGUCUCAAGAUCAAAGAGUUGUUGAAUGACAUUUACAAAAAGGGACCAUUUUCCCUGUAUGUGAAACCUGAAGAUGUGGCUGUGAAGUCAAUAGAGCUAGUGGUUUGUCCGGAAAGCUUUUUCUUCACGAGGUGCAACAGGAAUUAUUCUUGGCCUGUAACAAGUCCAGACUCUGAGACAGAGGUCAGCUGCAGGAAAAACCCUCUGCAGUCUGCUCAGAGGAGCUGUGAAAUUAGUAUUGAACUUGAGCAAGCUUCUUGGAAGAAACCAAACGUGACAAAAUGCAAAUUACUGGAAAAACUUCCAAAUAAUAUUCUAGACCUCCAAGAUAUCAAGCUAACAGAAGAGAACGCGCAAGAUGUUGUACAGCAUAUUUUAUACCUCUUGCCUGAUGCAACACUGCAUGUGGAAGAGCUAGAAAUCAUUGCAAGUAAAAUUUCUGAUAUUGUAGACCUUUCAGAUGUGAGUGUGACACUUGCAGACAGUGUAUUGUCUAUACUAGACUAUAUUCUGCAGCAAGACAUAGAAGAUGAGAACUUUAGAAAAAUAACCAAUAGUAUCCUGAAGAUGACUGAGGAGAUGGGCUAUAAGGUGACCUACACAGAGAGAAAUAUGUCAGUCAUAACCACGUCCUUGGCCCUCUUGGUGCUGCGUCCAGAUCCCAGCCUGUUUGGAGGACUGGCCUUUGGCAUUGCCUCCUACAACAGGGGUGUGGAUCUCAAGAUCAGCGUACAAGAAAACCCUUUCAGAAAGGCUUUGGCCUCUGUGUUUUUGCCAAAAUCCCUGAAGAACUUCCUAGGCAUCGAGUACUCCGACCCAGACAAGCAUUCAAAGAUCCAGUUCAAGUUUUUUGGCACUACUUCACUUUUUCUGGAUGACAGUUUAACGAUGGCGAGGUUGAACACAUAUGUUGUGAGUGCCAGCAUUGAAAAUGCAUCAAUUCAGAACCUUAACGAGCCCGUGACUGUCACUCUCUACCACAUAGACCAGAACAGGGCACCACAUGAGCCCAAUGAGAUUAGACAUGGGAAUUGGUAUAAGGUGAACAAUUUGUCAGAUUUGCUGCUGUCCUUAAAAGACUACAAGGGCAAUGCAGCAGUGCACUGCGUAUUUUGGGACUUCGGGAAAAACGAUGGACUGGGUGGUUGGAAUACAUCGGGGUGUGAAAUGGAAUAUACAGAUAUGAAUUAUACAAUCUGUUUCUGUAACCAUCUUACCCAUUUUGGAGUCCUGCUGGACUUGGCCCGGACACAAGUAGGUGUCACACAUGAUCAUAUAUUAACUCUGAUAAGCUAUGCAGGCUGUGGUGCUUCUUCUCUUUUUUUGGGAAUAACACUCAUGACAUACCUAGCCCUUGAGAAGGUGCGGAGAGACAACCCCUCAAAAAUCCUGCUCAACCUUUGUGCUGCGCUGCUGAUGCUGAACAUUGUCUUCCUCACCAAUUCCUGGCUGACCUCAUUCAACCAGCCAGGCCUCUGCAUCACUGUGGCCAUGCUCCUCCACUAUUUCCUUCUUGCAGCAUUCACGUGGAUGUGCCUGGAGUCUGUUCACUUUUAUUUGGCUCUUGUCAAAGUUUUCAAUGUUUAUGUCCCAAAGUACAUCCUAAAAUGCUGCAUUGCUGGCUGGGGAAUACCAGCUAUUGUAAUUACUCUUGUGCUCAUUAUAAAUAAGGACUUCUACGGCAAUGGGUCGCUCUCCGAGAGCCAUCCUUACAGCAAUUUUUGCUGGAUCCAGGACAACACAGUGUUCUACAUCUCUGUUGUGGCCUAUUUCUUCUUAAUAUUUUUGAUGAAUACAGCUAUGUUCAUCACUGUUCUCCUUCAAAUCCACUCUGUGAAAACAAGGACACAAAAGACAUCCGGAUUCUGGAAACGGGGUGUUCUCCAAGACCUCAAAAGUGCUUUCAGCCUGAUGUUCCUUUUGGGCUUAACUUGGGGCUUUGCCUUUUUUGCCUGGGGAGCAGUGAGGAUAUUUUUCUUGUAUCUCUUCAGCAUAUUUAACACGUUGCAAGGGUUCUUUAUCUUUGUGUUUCACUGCCUAAUGAAGGAUGAAGUAGCGAAGCAGUGCCGAGUACACCUCUGCUGGGGGAGGUUUCGUCUGAGUAGUUAUUCUGACUGGAGUGGGUCAGGUGCAACCGCUGGAUCUACACCGAAGCACUUAAACCACAGAUCACCAUCCCAGGCUUUGUGGAGUCUACAUUCUAAUGGAACAAGUUCAACUUUCAAUACAGAUUUGCUUCCCACAACUUCUCCAGAUACCAAUUUUAAGAUUGCUGAAGUCCAUUGCAACCCCAGUGCUGUAUCUCCACAAGAUGGCGAGACCAACCAUUCUUUUUCAUGAAGAAUACUAUAUAUGGAUACAGGGUUACACUAUCCACAGAAAGUAGAAUUUUUAAACUGAUACUGAAUUUGUUUUCCUCUGCUUAUCUAAUGGUGGUUCCUUUUGAGACUUAUAGAAACAAACAUAGUUCUAAAGAACUACGUCUAAUGUACAGUUAUCACUCUGGACACAAUUAUAGAGCUAAAACAUCCCAUGACUUGGUAACUUGCCUGCUCAGCCAAAUCCUAGUUUCUGUUUUGAAUGUCCUUCUCCAUAUCACUCAAGUAAAGUUUUUUAAAUGAUUGUUAAUAUAGUGGAACACUAAGCUGUACCCAUGACAGAGGAGUAAAAUAAUAUAGUGAAGUGAUGUCUUAGAACUGGUAUGUAUGAUACAAAAUACAAAAGGUUCUUUCAGUCAGUGAAUAACUCCCACAUCGCAAUUAGUGGAAAAAUAUUAAUAUUUUAAGGUACAGUACCUACAGCCAAUCUACUUGAAAUCAGACUGAUCCCCUUCAGUUCCUUGGCUUUAUGGGAGAAAUCUUGGCAUUAAAAACAUGCAAACAAGUUCCACCUUGUACCCAGUACUUCUACCUUGAAAUUGCUUUCAAGGGGAAUGAAAUUCAAUAACAAAGGUAGUUCAGUAUGUUGGGCAUUAACUAUUGUAUUUAUUUUCUUUAGAAAACUCUUUGUUCCACAAUCUGCUGCUGCUAAUACAAGUUUUCCCUGCUUUCAAUUGUGAAGCACAACACACUGUGCUGUGGUGCUAAAGCUGUGUCUAACCUCCCUGUACCCCUAACCUGGCUGCUGCACACCCCAUGGGGAUCCUGAGAGACUAAGGAAGGAGGCUCUGUAGUUCUUUGGGGGAACUGGAAUUUUAGUCCUCCCCCAAGUCCCUUUGAGAUCAAUUUGUCUCCACUACAUCAAUAAGACCAAGUGGGUGGACAGUCUGAUGUGUCUCCAUCAACCUGCUUUGACCUGCACUUUCUCCUUCAUGCAGUAAUUCUUUCUACAUUCACUUCAGAGGACAGAAAAUACUAGUCUAGGCUUACAUUUCAAAUAGAUGUUAGGUAACAAUUUCUAUUUUUAAGGAAUAAGAGGUCUAGAGAGCACAUGAAAUUGCCACCAAUGCAGGUCUUACAAAACACUCAGGGUGAUAAAAUAAAUACCUGCCAGAAUUGGUAUUGAUUGAUUUUGCCUUACAGCAAGUCCUCCCAAAUGUAUUUUCUAUGACUCUAAUUUAAAAUAAAAAGACAGCAGAAGAGGGCAAGACAUGAGAGCAACAUAAGACUGGCUUGUCUCCUGCAUGCUGUAAUUUUUUUUUUCUUUACAUUCCGGAUAAAAGUUGUACUUUGAUUUUCUAAAGUUUUUGCUACAUGCCCUUGUAAAGGAUUAGGAGCAGCAAAGAUUCAGGUAAUAGCUGGAAAAGCAGCAAGAGAAGUGCUGGAAUACAGAAGACUUCUCAGGCUGCCGAGAAAAGUCUGGAAAUACCAUUUCUUGGGCAGAUCCAUCAGCAUGCUUCACACUUUGGAGGUGUACCAGUGGGACAAGGGCAAGCUGCACAGAGUGAAGGUGUCCAUUCUUCCUACUGAUUUUUAUUUUUUUUAAGCAAAAUCUGGAAGUCAAUUUUUAAAAACCUGUCAAGUUGCUUACGUAAAAUUCAAAGCACUGUGUGUGUGUGGAAGACGGUUAUCUCACUUCCACUCUCCAUCACCCGCCUAAUGGCUUUUCCAGCUAAACAGUGUAUCAUUUAUGUUUCAAGCAUGGCAUUGUGUAGGUUGUCAGCUGGAAUGAAAAUGUAUAAUUUUCCCUAGGCUGAAAUAAUAUCUUCCACAUCAGCACUGUUGUAUUUGCUCUUCUCCAGCAUAUCUGCACUGACAUUCUGUCACAGAAUUGUGCAUUGAUGGUUUUAACAGGGAGAGGACACACUUAGAAACAAAGCUUAUAAAAUUUCUAAGCAAUUGUGUUUCACAUCCUGAUAAUUUUAAAUGAUGGGAGCAGCUUCUGCAGCUCCGGCUGGAGCUGUGACUGGUGUAUGACAAAGUAUAUCCUCCUCCUCCUCCCCAUUUGGAUUCUAUCAGUUGACUUCUGCACAUGGCAAGAGGCUGGAACGAGAUGAUCUUAAGGUCCUUUUCAGGCCAAACCAGUCCAUGAUUCUAUGACUCAGUGUAAAAGCGACUUGGAUUUCUAAGUUGUUCUCAAUUUGCACCCAGUUUGUUUAUUUUUAGUGAUACAAACACUAGGAAACGCAUGCUCUAUUUUAAAGCAAUAAAAGGAUUUCAGAAGGUAUAUUUAUUUGAAUUAUUUGAAGUCAGAUCUCAGUGGGUUGUUAACAAUAGGUUAGACGAUACAAAAGAAAUAAAAAAUGACAGUAAAAUCACAGCAGCAGUUGUGGCAAAUAGAACAAAAAUCUCCCCAGUCCCACCUUACUAUUUAGACUGGCACAAAA